Messenger RNA from Poeciliopsis prolifica (blackstripe livebearer), 3659 nucleotides. RefSeq names its product vesicular inhibitory amino acid transporter-like. Bases 401 to 1972 code for a protein of 523 amino acids. The record is from RefSeq and is a predicted model, not a curated record. Gene Ontology annotation, molecular function: amino acid transmembrane transporter activity. Gene Ontology annotation, cellular component: vacuolar membrane. Gene Ontology annotation, biological process: amino acid transmembrane transport. NCBI's taxonomy places the organism in Eukaryota, Metazoa, Chordata, Actinopteri, Cyprinodontiformes, Poeciliidae. The transcript has 2 exons.
GUGCUGAUGCUGAGAAUCCAGCAUCUUUCUGAUUCCAGCAUCAGACGCUGGAUUCUAAACUGAAAAGACUCUGGAAAAAAUACGAGCAUCCGGGACGCGUGCUGGUUUCUUCUUCUUCUGCUGCUUUUUGUCUCUUCCUUUAUGAGGGAAGGUAAUUUCUGAUGGAGUAACAUGGAUGGACAAGCAAAGAGAAGCGGAUGAGGAUUUUUCUAGCGAUUUGGAGGAAACAGCAGCUGCGACGACAUUCAAAGGCCAACAGGCAUGAUUUCAGUGUAGGAGCGAAAACAUCAAUCUGCAUGUUCUUUUGGGGGGGAUAAUCUGUCAGAUUUCUUGACGCAAAGAACAAAUUGAUCUUGGAUAAGUAAUCAUAAAAUAAAAAUAAAAAAAACAAUAAAUAAACAUGGCUCAUCUAAUCCGACACAAGAUCAGCAACAAACUGACCAAUGCGGCCCACACGGUGUCCAACAAAUCCCAGGCCAAGGUCAGCGGGGUGUUCGCCCGGCUGGGCUUCCAGGCCGCCACGGACGAAGAGGGUCUGGGCUUUGCGGAGUGCGACGACCUGGACUACGACUACAGGCAAGGAAUGCAGAUGGACGUCCUCCGGGGGGAAGAGGAGGAAGCAGGAGAGGCGGAGGGAGAGGGCGACGUGGAGGGGGACACCCGCUACCAGAGGGACGGUACCGGUCCGAGGCAGUCGACCCUGAAGAGCGGCGGCUCCCUGGAGGAGGACAAGCCCAAAAUCACGUCAUGGGAAGCUGGAUGGAACGUCACCAAUGCCAUUCAGGGCAUGUUCGUCCUCGGCCUGCCGUACGCCAUCCUCCACGGCGGAUACCUCGGCCUCUUCCUCAUCAUCUUCGCGGCGGUGGUGUGCUGCUACACGGGCAAAAUCCUCAUCGCGUGCCUGUACGAGGACAACGAGGACGGGAUCAAGGUGCGCGUCAGAGACUCCUACGUGGACAUCGCCAACGCCUGCUGCGCGCCCCGCUUCCCGGCACUCGGCGGCCACGUGGUGAACGUGGCCCAGAUCAUCGAGCUGGUCAUGACGUGCAUCCUGUACGUGGUGGUCAGCGGCAACCUGAUGUACAACAGCUUUCCCAGCUUCCCCGUCUCUCAGAAGGCCUGGUCGGUGCUGGCCACGGCCGCGCUGCUGCCCUGCGCGUUCCUGAAAAAUCUCAAGGCCGUCUCCAAGUUCAGCCUCCUGUGCACGCUGGCGCAUUUCGUCAUCAACAUCCUCGUGAUCGCCUACUGUCUGUCCAGGGCGCGCGAGUGGGCGUGGGAGAAGGUCAAGUUCUACAUCGACGUGAAGAAGUUCCCCAUUUCCAUCGGCAUCAUCGUGUUCAGCUACACCUCCCAGAUCUUCCUGCCCUCCCUGGAGGGGAACAUGCAGAAGCCCAGCGAGUUCCACUGCAUGAUGGACUGGACCCACAUCGCAGCCUGUGUCCUCAAGGGCCUCUUCGCCCUGGUGGCCUACCUGACCUGGGCGGACGCCACCAAAGAGGUCAUCACAGAUAACCUGCCCUCGACCAUCCGGGCUGUGGUGAACCUCUUCCUUGUCGCCAAAGCGCUCCUGUCCUACCCUCUGCCGUUCUUUGCAGCUGUAGAAGUUCUGGAGAAAUCCCUGUUCCAGGACGGCGGCAGAGCCCUCUUUCCUGACUGCUACGGCCCCGGCGGGCAGCUAAAAACCUGGGGUCUUGGCUUAAGAGUAGGCUUGGUGGUCUUUACCCUGCUCAUGGCCGUCUUUGUCCCGCAUUUUGCCCUGCUGAUGGGUCUAACUGGAAGCCUGACGGGUGCAGGCCUGUGCUUCCUCCUACCGAGCCUCUUCCACCUGAAGCUCCAGUGGAGAAACCUUCUGUGGCACCACGUCUUCUUUGACGUCUCCAUUUUUGUUAUUGGAGGCAUAUGUGCCAUAUCAGGCUUCAUCCACUCCGUUGAAGGGCUCAUAGAAGCCUACAGGUACGACAUCCAUGACUGAGAGAGGAUGGCUCGCAAAACACACGGUUGACCGUCUGGACAUUAAAAGGAGAAUAAUUUGUGUGAAAUGUAUUAUCUUUUUAUUUUUGCCUUCGUGAUAAUGUGCAAUAAAGAACUCUAUUCGCCGAUCAAGCUCAACAUUAUGACCACUGAGAAAUGAGGUGAAAUACACUGAUUAGCUUAUUGUUUUUGUUCCUGUUAGUGGGUGGGAUAUGUUCUAUGGCAAAUUAACAUUUUGUCCUCAAAGGGGGCCCAAACUAUGGUGAGGGGUUUCCAGUUUUCAGCUGGAGUCGUCCUUAUGGGUAGUUGCCCAGGGCGGUUUUAGAAAUGGGGCAGCACAGGCACUAAAUUAAAAUAAAUAGCUUAUCAGUCAGUUGCACCCUAAUUGCCUUUCGCAUUUGCAGUGAUUGGAGAUUCGACACCCCUAUGUGGGGAUUAGGUGUAGCCUGGCUCAAAUGUCUCAAUGCCAACAUUUGAACAUGUACUGAUUUUCUAAUUUGAAACUACGACACAUUUUAGUCGAGUUUGUUGUUUGUCUUCAAAAUCUAAUCUUAUAUUUCAGUGUUCAAUUCAUUUCCUCCACUGUACUUCCCUUUUAACAAAGCAAAAGUCAGUGUGUUAUAACUACCCUUUUGACUUAUUGGCUGCACAUUAACUUAACUCGCUUGGUCUUUACUAUCGCUGAUACUAACUUUUUUAUUUUUUUUAUUUUUAAUUUUUACCAGCAGUAGUUCUUGCACCGCAGUUAGCAAAGUUUAACAUAAUGAAAGAAGGAAAGCAAAGACAAUAAGAUGCCAUACUAUGUUGCUUCAUAUUUCCAGCUUUCGAAGUGUUGACUUGGCCUCUGAAUUCAGCAGAUCUCAAUCCAGUCCAGCAUUUUGUGUGAUGUGAUGGAUAAACAAGUCCAAGUCUUGGAAGCCCCACGGCCUGCAUUUUGGUGCCAAAUACCGCAAUUCACUUUCAAGGGUCCAUGGCUUUAUAGGUCAGGGAUGUUUUGGCAGCAAAAAUCAGGACCAACGCACUAUUAGUCAGGUGGUCAUAAUGUUAUUCCUAAUCGGUGUUGUGUAAAGUAGUUUACUCAUUCAAAAAAAAAAGUGUUUCAUCCAGCGGACAGAGAGGACACAACCUCCGCACCAGAAGAAGAGGGCAUUAAAGACUCUGUCCAUGUGUCAAUCUUUAUGCAAAGAUUCAGUGAAAAUGUCAGUAAGUGUGUCAGUGUUCGUAUUCGAGGAAUGAAAUAUGUGGAAAAACAAUGAAGUCAAUAUGUUAUCGUUGGUUUUUGAGCUGCUAUAGGUAUCAAUAAUCAGAGAAAACAGGCACUCAUCAGAUCAGAUGGUGCUCUAUAAACCAUGAAUAUCUUCUGUGUAGUGAUCUAAACAGAAUGAAUACAUUUCUGUCGAGAUUUGUAGUUUCUUCUUCUUUUUUAAUAAUCUGAAGUCCUGGUUUGUUUCCUCUGUGUUUUCAAGUGUCAUUCUGGAUGGAGUGAAAUCAAGUGCAGGCAAGUGGAUCCUAAUUGUGUAAUAUUACAAGAACAAAACAAAACAAAAAAAAUGCGUGUCUGAUAAUAUUCUGUUCCUGUUGAACGUGUUCAUUGUGAUUUAUUGGAACUACUCAUGGUGUGUGAGAUUAAGAGUAUUUGUUGACUUAAGAGGUAAAUAAAUGAAAUAUUUUAUGGCUGGUGACUCUAA